AUGUUUGCGGAAGUUUAGCUGAAGCAGCUAAUUCAAGGCUUGUCACCUUAAUCUGUGUAUGUUAUAUGUAUCUGUCUUUUAGAAUUGAAAAUGAAUCUGCCAAAGGGACCAGAUUCUCUUUGUUUUGACAAGGAUGUUUUUAUGAAGGAUGACUUUGAUGUUGACCAGUUUGUGGCCGAGUGUAGAAAGCAGGUCCAGCUGGAGGAGAUGAGAGAAGACCUGGAGCUUUACUACAAACUGUUGAAAACGGCCAUGGUGGAGCUCAUCAACAAGGACUAUGCAGAUUUUGUCAACCUCUCCACCAACCUGGUGGGGAUGGAUAAAGCCCUCAAUCAGCUUUCUGUGCCAUUAGGCCAGUUACGAGAGGAGGUUAUGAGUCUCCGGUCCUGUGUUAGUGAAGUGAUACAGGCUAUUGACAGUCAGCUUUCCAAACAGGAGGACCUGCAGAAAAAAAAGGUGUGUGUAUUGAGGCUUAUUCAGGUGGUGCGUUCGGUGGAGAAGAUUGAGAAGAUCCUCCACUCACAGAACUCUAAGGAAUCCAGUUCUCUGGAAAUCAGCAGUCCCUUGUUAACAGGUCAAAUCCUGGAGAGGAUUGCUACUGAGUUCAACCAGCUGCAGUUUCACGCAGUACAAAGCAAAGGCAUGCCGCUGCUGGACAAAGUUAGACCUCGUAUUGCAGGGAUAACCUCUAUGCUACAGCAAUCUCUGGAGGGCCUGUUGAUUGUGGGCCUACAGACGUCCAAUGUAGACAUGGUUCGUCACUGCCUGAGGACAUACGCCACCAUAGACAAGACUCGAGAUGCUGAGGCUCUGGUGGGACAGGUGCUAGUCAAACCCUACAUGGAUCAGGUAAUAAAUGAAGAAGUGGUUAAGUCCAGUCCAAAUGGUCUCCAGCUGAUGUAUUCCAGACUGUUGGACUUUGUUCCUCACCACUGCAGACUGCUUAGAGAGGUGACUGGAGGAGCCAUAUCCAGUGACAAAGCUGACACAGUGCCAGGUUACGAUUUCUUGGUGAAUUCAGUCUGGCCGGAGAUGAUGAAAGGAAUAGAGGAAAGGUUGGCCUACAUCUUCAACCCUGGAAACCCUGAUAUUUUCUAUGAGCGUUACAGUGUGAGCAUGGAGUUUGUGCGGCAGUUUGAGCGUCAGUGCAGCUCACAGGCCAGCGUGAAGAGGCUGAGAGUUCAUCCCUCUUAUACCAGCUUCCACAACAAAUGGAACCUGCCUGUUUACUUUCAGCUACGCUACAAGGAAAUAGCUGGGCGCCUGGAGAACGCCAUAAAUGAUGGAUUAGAAGCAGCACCAGAUGGUAGUGUGUACCACCUGCAGGUAUCUGAGGUGUUAUGGUCCUGUUUAGUGAGGUGUUGGUCAGACAAAGUGUAUCUGUCACCUCUGGCCCAUCGUUUCUGGAAGCUGACAUUGCAGCUGUACUCACGAUAUGCCACGUUUCUUGAUGAGGUGUUGACAAAGACUUCAGCCCCUGAGGUGCCCAAGGAGCCAGUCAGGCCUCUACCGAGCUCAGCCUCCUCCACAUCCAGCCGAACGUCACUGGAUGAAGGUGGCAGUGAGAGUGGAAGUCCCGCCUCUCUGUCCACCAAACAGCUGGUUUACAUCGCAGCCGACAUCCAGAAGCUGCAGCAGCAGAUCCCAGAGUUGUCAGAGAUGGUCAGACAGCGGUUAGAUGCCAUAAGUUUUAAAAACGUUUCGGCUGUGGAAGAUGCUCUGGCAGACUCGAAGGCUUGUCUGUCGAGCAGCAUUCCCUCUCUGAACACCAGGAUGACGCAGCAUCUGACUGAACGCUGCUGCCGUUUCCUGAAAAGUGCCUCUGAGGUUCCACGACUGUACCGCCGGACUAAUAAAGAUCUGCCAGUGCGUGCAUCAGCAUACAUGGAUAACGCGCUACGGCCAUUACAUCAGCUGCUGACUGACUCCACAGGGCUGGUCACCCCCCACACAGCACAAGAAUGGCUGAGAGUUGCACUGUCUGAAUGCACACAGAAGUACUAUGAGACCAUCUCAGAAGUGCUGAGCUCAGUGAGAAAGAUGGAAGAAAGUUUGAAGCGUUUAAAGCAAGCCAGAAAGGGUGCUUCCACAACUACCACAGCAGGAACAAAUGGUGGACCAACAGAUGACAGCAAAAUCCGUCUUCAGCUUGCACUGGAUGUGGAAUACUUGGGAGAACAGAUCCAGAAAAUGGGUCUUCAGCCAAAUGACAUCUCCAUGUUCUCCCCCCUGAUGGAUCUUGUGAAAGAGGCCCGGGAGCUCGCUGAACAGAACCAGUAAAAAGUUGACUACCGUAACUGAAAACCCUCAAACAUACUGCACUUCUCGUCACAUUAUCUGGACACUUGGAGGAAAAAAAAAAACACUUUGUCCAGUCGAGGCAGAAGUUCUAGUAGGAUCACAAUUGAUGAGAUUAAAAUCAUGAGAUUAUGAAGAAAGAAAAGAACUGAGGCUAAUAAAUUCAUUAUGCAAACUGCAGAGUUACAGUGCACUAACACUUUAAGAAGACAAGGAACUGGCAGAUUGCUGUUGGCUAUAUGGUUACAAGGGGCUGCAUGGUACUGUUGUGUGGGAUACUACUGCAUGCUGAUAUGCGCUGUGCUAUACAUACUUACACGGAUUAUAUGUUGGGGCCAAAAUGUUUCACAGCAGCAGCAGCAGCCUCAUCUCAUUUCUAAAGGGAGAAUUUCAGCUGGAGAAUGUUAGUCUAAUUUCUGAUGCUUAAUUUCAGAUGAAUAUUUAUGUGUAACAUGUACAUGAUCCAAUCAAAAUUGUAAAAAAUGGCUUGUGUAACAUAAUUUACAUGGGAAUAAACUGAAGGACUUUG
Melanotaenia boesemani (Boeseman's rainbowfish) is the source of this 2827-nucleotide messenger RNA. RefSeq names its product component of oligomeric golgi complex 2 (gene cog2). The transcript has 18 exons. The coding region runs from base 91 to 2280 and encodes 729 amino acids. Gene Ontology annotation, cellular component: membrane; COG complex. The record is from RefSeq and is a predicted model, not a curated record. Lineage: Eukaryota; Metazoa; Chordata; Actinopteri; Atheriniformes; Melanotaeniidae. Gene Ontology annotation, biological process: protein transport; intra-Golgi vesicle-mediated transport; Golgi organization.